Poeciliopsis prolifica (blackstripe livebearer) is the source of this 3183-nucleotide messenger RNA. RefSeq names its product DNA damage-induced apoptosis suppressor (gene ddias). The record is from RefSeq and is a predicted model, not a curated record. Gene Ontology annotation, cellular component: cytoplasm; nucleus. Gene Ontology annotation, biological process: negative regulation of intrinsic apoptotic signaling pathway in response to DNA damage. The coding region runs from base 195 to 2504 and encodes 769 amino acids. NCBI's taxonomy places the organism in Eukaryota, Metazoa, Chordata, Actinopteri, Cyprinodontiformes, Poeciliidae. The transcript is spliced from 5 exons.
UCUGUGGCGCUUUUCAUUCGAAAACGCUUUUCUCUUAGAAAGAAAAUCUAGGAGAAAACAAAUAUCUCCAUGUUUUUGCUGGCUAGCUCCAUAUUUCCCGCGUUUCUUUAACUCUGUUAAAUCGGCCUCCCUGUAUGCUAAGGAGUUAGCUAAACGUUAGCUAGCUUAUCAGUUGGUUCCUCCGGGUUGAACUGAUGUCUGUCCGGCGGGUUCUGGUGGGCUGUACGGUGUUGUCUCUGCAAGAUGCCUGUGUGUUUUAUCCCUGCUGCAAAGGCUGCUUCUCCCGGAUCGAUGCUGAACAGAGAGACACCUUAAGGUACAGGUGCUUCAGGUGUGACUACAGGUGUCUGAAGGAUCAGGUGGACUACAGAUACCGUCUCUCACUGCGAGUGAUCCGGGAUUCAUCCACAUUUAAUGUAACAGUGUUUGGAAAUAGUUUGAACUCCUUUUUUGGCAUCGAUGCAAGUGGAUUACAGAGGUUAGCUGAAAGUUCGGAGGGACCCAUCGGACCAUCAGCAAGAUCCACAUUGUUGGCAAAAGCAGUUGAAGAUUGUUUCCUCGGUAGAUACUUUAUCUUUGGUAUAAAGGUGAGCGGAACAGAACGGGAACCCUGGCUCGAAGAAAAUGAUGGAACUGAGUCUGGCAGAGGAGGGAGAGCCCAGUUUGUUGCCAGUCAGAUGAUUCUUCCCCCAGGCUCAGGCCUGACGGGCUGCACCGUGCUCAGUUAUUAUCAGCGCCUCCUACAAAGAGCUGCGGAGUCUGCCGAUCCCGGCAGACAGUCUGCAGCCCCCCUGCUGCUGACUUCUGGCCCUUCUCCGAGCAGCACCCUCAGAAACGUCACUCUGUAUUCUUCAGGUCAUCUGUCCCAGGCGCUGCUUCGUUUCCAACAUCAGAACCAGUCAUUUACUUCCACCUCUCCGUGGCAGCAGUCGCUUGGACUGGUGACGUCCUCAGCAGAGCAGGAGGAAGGAUCCAGUCAGGAUGGCGCAGAUCACAGCAGCAGACUGGCAGGAUGCAGCGCAGUGCCACUUCCUGAGCAGAGAGUUCAUACGCAGAACCAUCCAGGCACAGAGGAGAGACCAGCUCCUCUGAAGCUGGAGUUCAGCUUUCACAGCCAUCCAUCUUUUACUGGGGAUUCAAUCUCCUCUUCUACAGGAAGUGUUGGAAAAAGCUUCAGUGUGAAAACUUGCUUUAGUCCAUCAGAGCCGAAGUACAAAAGCUGCAGUUUCAAUUCGAAGGAGCUUCCCAUCUCACAUCAGUCCCAAACUUUUUUAUCAAGCUCAUUUGCUUGGGAUGAUUUGCCUUUCUCUGAAAGUCUGUCCGAAUUUUUGUGCAAACAAGACAAAGAUUUAAAUGUUCUCAGUAAAACGACAAAUUUAAAUUUGCAACAUGAGAAACAAACGACAGGGACCUUUGCGAAAAUCGCAAACCAGUCAGCUGAACCAGCUUCUGCUUGUCUGAAUGCUGCAGAGAUAAUCUUCACAGACCACCUCCAAGAUAUCACUAAUACGCCAACAAUAGAUGGAGAGGGAAAACAUAUUUCAUCUGAUCGAGACUGGAAGAGCUGUGGCGACCGCCUGAGCGGACCUGACGACAACAUGAUCCUGAGAUAUGAUGAAGGUUUUUUAUCUUUUGAAAAUCAAGAAGAGCAAAAUGAAGUGGACGGUUACGACUGUUCAGCUGACUUAUUCGGUGACUCAUUUGUACACCCAGCAACAACUCGUACACACACCGGGAGAUCACCUUCAGAUUCCUGCUUCCGGUUUGAUGAGAUGAAUGUUCAGCACGUAAAGAACGAAGCCUCGAGUGUGUCACAUUCAACGCCUGACAAACAGAAACUAAAAAGCAAUCUGUGCGCUAAAAGGUAUUCUAUAGCUCUACAAGAUUUUGACUUUGUUCCUCCUUCUCAGUCCACUCCCAUUGUAAAAGUAGGUGGAACGACACGAUCGCCUGCAAUCUCUUCCUGCAGAAGUUUGAAAGAUGAGACAUCAAAAGAAAAUUCAAGGUGGAGAAUAAGAUCCAGGAGGUGGAAGAGCAGAAUAACUCCAGGAAGGAGAUUCAAGGAGGAAGAGAAAUGUAAAAAAAGACAAUCAGAGGGGCAGCAGGUAGCGUGGCAAAGAGGAGCAACGAGUGUUGAGUCAGCCAGUCCAACCAGUCCGAAACAUGACUCUGAAGCGAGCAAUGUGACUAUUUGUGAUUAUGACAAAUCAGAGGGAAUUGUUCCUCCUACUCCAGUUCAUAAAAUGCUGUUUAAUGUCUCAUUCAGAAAAAAAUGGCAGACGGAAAAUAGCUGCAGGGAUUCAGGUUGUAACUUGAGACGAUUUCCUGGAGAUGGAGGAACUGAUAGCAGAGCUCCCUGGGAUCUGACUCAGACAGUAUUUCAUGCUAAUGGGACAGAAAGUGAGAGAGAUCUUGAUGGAGCUAAGAAUCACCUCACUGAAGAUGGAAACCUUGCAUGUGACUGGUCUAUGGAUUUAUUUUCAGACUCUUAUCUGAUUUCAUAACUCUGCAAAAACCAAAAAAAUAACUUAUGUGUUAAAAAUCAACAGCUGUCUCCUCUUUUUCUCUCUUAAUGAGCUAAUUAAAUAUUUAUUUUACUUCAACAUGCUUUUAUUACAUGCACUAAAGAUCGGCUCUCAUUUUAUAAGUUUUUUUUAAGUCAAUUAAUAUCCUACAUGUAAGCUUUCUUUGUUUCUUAUGAGUUAUAUUUAAAAAUCAAGUGUUUUCUUUGUUGAAUUAUGCCGAACAGAUGAGGUUUUUUAGUUCUUUUGUUUGCUCCAUCAUAAUAAUUUUUAAAUAUUGAUAACAGUUUUUAAAAUAUGAAUUUGUAAUACUAUUACAUCAUAGUUAUUUUAUAAAUAUUAACAAAAAAUUAGUAUCCAAAAUAUGCAUAUUGCUAGAUGCGUUUGUGAAUAUGUAUUUACUGCUGAGAGGGAGGAGAUAGCAGUUUAACAAAGGGGUUAAAUACGUAACAAAGGGGUCAAAUACGUAACAAAGGUCCUCUUUUAGAAAACAAACAAACAAUUUGGACAUGUGUUCAUCACCGGACCAACUAAACCCUCCCUCACUGCUAAACUCUCUGUAGUGUUUAAUGAAUCCUGCCCUUCUUGGCAGCAACCAGACCCGGUGCUAUUCUGGGUUCCUCUGUGUGUGUGUGUGUGUGUGUGUGUGUGUGUGUGUGGG